Messenger RNA from Sus scrofa (pig), 2066 nucleotides. RefSeq names its product abhydrolase domain containing 16B (gene ABHD16B). Gene Ontology annotation, cellular component: endomembrane system. The record is from RefSeq and is a predicted model, not a curated record. NCBI's taxonomy places the organism in Eukaryota, Metazoa, Chordata, Mammalia, Artiodactyla, Suidae. Gene Ontology annotation, biological process: monoacylglycerol catabolic process; phosphatidylserine catabolic process. Gene Ontology annotation, molecular function: monoacylglycerol lipase activity; glycerophospholipase activity.
CCCGCCGUGAGCCCGGCCGGGCCGCAGGGCGUUAGGGCCCAGGUGGCGCCCGGUGGCCUCGACGCCCAUGUGCGUCGUUUGCUUCGUGAAGGCGCUGGUGCACGUGUUCAAAAUCUACCUGACCGCCAACUACACCUACAACUUCCGCGACUGGCCGGUGGACUUCCGCUGGGACGACGUGUGCGCCGCCGCCGGGGGUGGCAGCGGUCACGGCGCGCUGACGUGCGCGGCGGCCGCGGCGGGCGUGUGGCUCCUGCGUGGCGCGGCGCUGGGCGGGGAUGCGCCCGGGCGACCGUCGCGCGGGGCGCGCAGCCAGGCGCAAUGCCUCCUGCAGCAGAUCCGCGAGCUGCCCGGCCAGCUGGCCAGCUACGCGCUGGCCCACUCGCUGGGCCGCUGGCUCGUGUACCCCGGCUCCAUGUUCCUGAUGACACGCGCGCUGCUGCCGCUGCUGCAGCAGGGCCAGGAGCGCCUGGUGGAGCGCUACGGCGGCCGGCGCGCCAAGCUGGUGGCCUGCGAUGGCAACGAGAUCGACACGAUGUUCAUGGACCGCCGCCAAUGUCCGGGCGGCCAGGGCCGCGGCCUGCGCCUCGUCAUCUGCUGCGAAGGCAACGCAGGCUUCUACGAGAUGGGCUGCCUCGCGGCACCGCUGGAGGCCGGCUACUCGGUGCUGGGCUGGAACCACCCGGGCUUCGGGGGCAGCACGGGCGCGCCGUUCCCUCAGCAUGAUGCUAACGCCAUGGACGUGGUGGUCAAGUACGCGCUGCACCGCCUGCACUUCCCACCCGCGCACGUGGUGGUCUAUGGCUGGUCUAUCGGCGGCUUCACAGCCACCUGGGCCACGAUGACGUACCCGGAGCUGGGCGCGCUGGUGCUGGACGCCACCUUCGACGACCUCGUGCCACUGGCGCUGAAGGUCAUGCCGCACUGCUGGAAGGGGCUGGUGGUGCGCACCGUGCGCGAGCACUUCAACCUCAACGUGGCGGAGCAGCUGUGUCGCUACCCCGGGCCGGUGCUGCUGCUCCGGCGCACGCAGGACGACGUGGUCAGCACCUCGGGCCACCUGCGCCCCCUGCCGUCCGGCGACGUGGAGGGCAACCGCGGCAACGAGCUGCUCCUGCGUCUGCUGCAGCACCGCUACCCCGCCGUGAUGGCGCGCGAGGGCCGCGCCGUCGUGACCCGCUGGCUGCGUGCCAGCAGCCUGGCGCAGGAGGCCGCCUUCUACACGCGCCACCACGUGGAUGACGAGUGGUGCCUGGCCCUGCUGCGCUCCUACCGCACGCGCUGCCAGGACCGGCAGGAGGACGAGGAGGCCUGGGGGCCCCACGGGCUCGCCUUCCCCUGGCUGGUGGGCCAGGGCCUGAGCCCUCGGCGGCGCCGGCAGCUCGCGCUGUUCCUGGCGCGCAAACACCUCAAGAACGUGGAGGCGACUCACUACAGCCGGCUGGAACCAGAGGACUUCCAGUUGCCCUGGAGGCUGUAGACCUAACUGCGGGUCGGUCUCCCCCCGCCCCCCCACUCCCGCUCCCGCCCCCACUCCAAAUCAGUAAAGCUGGCCCUGCCUGGGGAUCCCGACCUGGGGUCUAGGGGAGGGUGGGGCAGGACAUAGGGACCUGGUGCUCUCCUUAAGUGGGGCGUCCCCUUCCCUUCUUUCUCUUCCCUCCAACACUUGCAGACGUCCCCGUCUGCUCCCAGCUCCUACAGGGAAGGCAAAGAUUAACCUGACCCAGUUUAUGGCAAUGCUGUGUCAUGGGUGCCUUGACCACCUCAAAAGGAUGGUGGGAACACCGGCUGUGGGUCUCCAGGAGGUGUCCUUCACCUGACCUAGGUGGCAGGAUGGCUUCAGGAGAGAUGAGUGCUGAAGGGUCUGUGCAAGUCACCCCUAACUGGGAAAGGACACUGGCUCUGGAGGGUUAUAAAGGUCUUAGCAGCUGGGCCUCCUCGGGAGUGUGAUGCUACUGAUGCUUCAUAGGGUUCCCUCCACACACUCCAUGGCUAAUUUUUUUUUUUUUUUUGUCUUUUAGGGUCCCACUGGCGGCAUAUGGAGGUUCCCAGGCUAGGGGUUGAAU